Messenger RNA from Eruca vesicaria subsp. sativa (arugula), 1766 nucleotides. The record is from the annotation of a GenBank genome assembly. Lineage: Eukaryota; Viridiplantae; Streptophyta; Magnoliopsida; Brassicales; Brassicaceae.
UGCAUAUAUAAAAUCAGCAGUUCCAAAAAUAAUUAUGAGAGCUCUCAAAAAGAAUAUCAAAGGAGAAUAAUGGAGAAGGAAGAGUUCUUGAGGAGUGGCCAUGGAAGAGAAGAAAGAAUCGACGAGAUGAGAAAUCUUGAUUCUCAUCAAGAACACGACCAUAUUAUUAGAUCCAAGUUGGACUCAAUUAAAGUCGAAAUGGAGGAGGCUAAAGAGGAAAACCGAAGGUUAAAGACAUCAUUGAGUAGGACAAAAAAGGAGUUUGAGAUCCUUCAAACACAAUACAACCAAUUAAUGGCACAACAUGAAGGCCAUCAUCAACACAAAGAAGAAGAUGAAGACAAAGAAAAAGAACUUGUCUUAUUGAGCUUAGGUAGACGGUCAAACUCACCGGUUCCUAGUGGCUCAAUGACGAAUAGAGAAGAGAAAAAGAAAGAUUUAAUGGAGGAAACCGAUGAUGGCAAGAAAAUUAAUGAACAAGGGUUAAGUAUGGGAUUUGAAUACAAAGAUUUGAGUAGUGAGAAGUUAGAGUUUGACCAUAAUCAAGAAAAGACUUCUUUGGAGGUUAGUAACAGUAAUAAGAUCCCAUCAGAGAAUAGUUUUGGGUUUAAGAAUGAUGGAGAUGAUCAUGAAGAUGAAGAUGAGCUUUUGCCUCAAAACAUUGCUAAGAAAACUAGGGUUUCUGUGAGAGCAAGAUGUGAGACACCAACGAUGAACGAUGGAUGUCAGUGGAGGAAAUAUGGCCAGAAAAUAGCUAAAGGGAAUCCAUGUCCUCGAGCUUAUUAUCGUUGUACCAUUGCACCUUCUUGUCCCGUAAGAAAACAGGUGCAAAGAUGUUCAGAAGAUAUGUCUAUACUCAUCUCAACUUACGAAGGAACACACAGCCAUCCACUUCCCAUGUCAGCAACCGCCAUGGCCUCCGCCACUUCAGCCGCAGCCUCCAUGCUCCUCUCCGGAGCCUCCUCCUCCUCCUCCUCAGCCGAUCUUCAUGGCAUUAACUUCUCUCUCUCCAGCAACAGCAUCACUCCAAAAACAUUCCUCCAAACUUCUCCUCCUUCUUCUUCAGGCCAUCCCACCGUCACUCUCGACCUCACAACCUCCUCUUCCUCCCAGCAACCUUUCAUAUCAAUGCUCAAUAAGUUCAGUGCUCCUCAUAGUAAUGUCUCAAGAGCUACUAGUUACCCUUCAACUAAUCUCAACUUCUCAAACAACACCAACACAUUGAUGAACUGGGGAGGUAGUGGUGGUAGUAAUCGUAGUGAGCAAUACCGUGCACCUUACGGCAACAUUAGCACGCAUCAACAAUCACCUUACCAACAUAUGAUUCAAACCCGAACCGCUGGAUUAUCUUUUGACCCAUUUGGAAGAUCUUCCUCAUCUUCUCCACACCUUGAUCCCGUAAAUUUCAAGAAUAUUACUCAUCAAGUGCAAUCUUUACCAGCAGAAACAAUCAAGGCAAUCACGACAGAUCCAAAUUUCCAAUCUGCUUUGGCGACUGCUCUAUCUUCCAUCAUAGGCGGCGACUUAAAGAUAGAUAAUAUGACUAGAAAUGAAGCCGAGAAGAGCCCUUGAAGUAAGGGCUUAUCAUGUUCUUAUAUAAUACAUUGGUAUAUCUGUUUAGUUUUACUAGUUUCCUAGUUCAUCAUACUUUGGUUUUUAAUCAUGAUUUUAAUUUGUUGUUGGAGUUUAUGGAAGUAAUGUGUACAUACCAAUAAACUCUCUUUUUUUUUAUUCGAAAUGUGUACAUGUCAAACUUAAAACGAAUA